Oxyura jamaicensis (ruddy duck) is the source of this 2434-nucleotide messenger RNA. It is a transcript of the gene MRPL53, whose product is annotated as mitochondrial ribosomal protein L53. The transcript has 3 exons. Lineage: Eukaryota; Metazoa; Chordata; Aves; Anseriformes; Anatidae. The coding region runs from base 69 to 395 and encodes 108 amino acids. Gene Ontology annotation, cellular component: mitochondrial large ribosomal subunit. The record is from RefSeq and is a predicted model, not a curated record.
CGCCCGCCUCCGUUGCCCGCCUCUGCGAAGGGGCUGCUGGGAGUUGUAGUGGAGGGGGCAGCGAGAACAUGGCGGCCAAGAUUAACGUAGUGCUGCGGCCGGUGAAGAGCAUCGUGGUCCGCUUCUGCCCCUUCGAGUCCAACGUGGAGAGCACCAGAAAAUUUCUUGAAUGUAUAAGCCGUAAAAAAAUACAAGCCACUAACAGGAACUGCGAAGUGACUGCAGAUGUGAGACACGAUGGGUCUGAACCACUUGUGGAUGUUAUGUUUGCUGAUGGAGAGCGAUUGAUAAUGAAAGGAGCCAACCUGACGACAGUAGAGAUGUUAACAGCACUGGGGUCCAGAUGUAAUACAAAAGAGCUUAAGGCAGAACAGAAAAGCCAGAAGAAUCACUGAAGAACAGAACAACUGUGUUUGCAUUUACAUGUGUUAAAACAGGAAACCGUACAGAAGGAUUUCUCCGAUGCAACAAAUUCUAAGAGAGAUGGCUGAAACACUGACCAGGUUAACAUAGAGCAAAUUGAACUAUUUAAAUGUUCUCCUAUCUUCCACAAAAUGAAGGCAUAAUGCAUUGACAGAUCAUCAUCUACUAGUGGAUCAGAGUGACUCAAGAUGCGUGAAUGCACCUUUCUAAGCACCUGCCUCUGUCAUCUGCAUGUUGGACUAAUAUCACAUGUAUUUGCAUAUAACUAUGAAUACUGCACAUUAGUUAAUAAAUACUAAAGUGAAGACGGGUCUCUAGAUGUUAUCUCCAACAUUUUUUCUAUGUGUUGGAACACAAAAUAUUACAGCAGUUAUCAUUUGUGAAAACUAAUAAAUAUCUGAAGACUUUAAAAAUAUUCAUCAUUGACGUAGCCGAGGAACUGCAAGCUGCAAUUACAGAGUAGAUUUUCUGAUACUCAGUUUAUAUUACCUCUGUUGCUAAGUCCCUGUCAUUUUCUAUUUUUCAAGAAAGUGUGAGAUUUGCUAAAUGUAAAUUUAGCUCAGCAAUUAAUGUAACAAGGCAAUGGGACUGUGAACACACAGUAGAGCUUCUCAUCCUGCAUAAAAGUAGCAAAGUCUAGCUCAAAGGGAAACAUAAGUUAAUGUUUUUGAUAAUUGGAGAAAAGGUCUAUCUUUGAAGUUCAGUUUUGUAAUAUUUUUGUCACUCAGUUGUGGGAGAUUUCAUUAUAUAUUUUAUAAAGAUCAAAGGGAGAGCUUUAUUUGGUGUUUAUAGCCUGGUGUCCAACCCUAUUAUUUAUUAACGUAAGUGCUUAGGUGUCUCAUCUGUAUUGCAGAGCUCUGGGGGUUUGGAAGGGCUGAUCUGUCCUCAGGCUGUGCAGGUGAAGGUGUCAACUGCACAUGCAUUUCAUGUGCAUCAGUUUUGUUCUAGUUCAGUUCUUAAUGAAAAUGUAACCGAAGUUCUAGUUUCAAGAACUGCAGGUGUAGUCCUAUUGAGGUAUGAGUUCUACCUGUUGUUAAUCAGAUGCUCGACUUUUUAUAAAAUGUUAGUAUGUACAUUUAGUCAUACAUUUAGUAUGACAUUAAUUUGACAGCAGACUUAGGGCAUGAAUCUUGUAUCUAAAACUAACCUGAACUUAUUUUUGCCAAGAUUUGUAAAUGGAGACUGUCCUUUCUGAAAGCAACAUUGUUUUAUCUAGCAGCAUGUUUAAGGUCUGUCUUCACAACUUCUUCACCAAGUUGUUGAAGUCAAGGUGAUCUCUUUAUCACCUUGCAGAUGGAGGUGCAGAGCUGUGCUAAACACACACCUGUGAUGUUUUAUGAUGGCCUCUUCUGCGUGUUUGCAAGAAAUAGAAGAGGGUGAGAUAAAAUGAUUGGGGCAGGUAGGUCAAUGAAAUUCAGACACGGGAACAACACGUGUGAACUACUUUGUCUGGGAUGAAUACCUUCUCUGCAGUCUGUUAUCCUUUUAUUAUUAUUAUUAUUUAUUUAUUUAUUUUAAUUAGGCCACCAGCUCUUUGAGGUGGUUCCAGAAUGCUGAGCUCCUGAACCUGCUACUGAGCUCCCUUCUAGUGAAGGAGUUAUGAAAACGUGAAAUUCCUUGAAAGGAUUGCAAGUCCUGUGAAGCUAAAAGAGUAUUUCAGAAAGUGAACAAAAUAGAAAAAAAGUUAUUCAAAGGACAGUUUGAGGGUUUUUUGUUUGUUUGUUUGUUUGUUUUUCAGUUUAGAGGAAUAUUUUGUGGCAUGAUGUUACCUGUAUUGGUCUUAGAGAGAAUGUGAGAAGUGGGAAAACACUGAAGAAUUAUUUUAGUCCCCAGUUAAUCAUGUAUUUGUAUGCUCAAAAGGUGAUUUUUGUGAUCUAUUUAUUUUUUUUAACAAUUUGUACAACAAUUAAGUAAAUUAUGCAAAGGUUGUCUUCAAAUGUGAAGCACUUAUAUCCAUUGUAAACAAUUAGCCACAUAUAUCCACUUAGAGAAUAAAACAGGGGUUAAGUAA